ACUUUACCCGAAGCCAACAUCAUCUCAGCAAAGGCCACGGCCCCGAUGAGUUUACUGAUGCGAGGCGCGCUGACGUAAAACGCUAUACUAAUGCACACAUUCGCUGCCAGGGUCGCGGAGCGCCAAAGGCAGACUUUGCAAUUGUCCAUCUGCGAAAUUGCUGCUUCGAAGGCGAACCAAACUAACAAGGCGGUCUCUUCGUUUCGAUCCCUGACCCAGUCUCAGCGGAUUAGUCGGAAACCCGUCUGGCCACCCGACUUCGAAACCUGUGUGGCCAUCCAACCUCGAAACUUGUCUGGCCAUCCGACCUCGAACUGAACUGUCCGACACCAUGGAUGGUCACGUCGGGAGUCGACCUGGCAAGAAGAUUUACUGCUAUCUGUGUGACAUGCCACGUAAUCCCUGGGUAAUGGUGAGCAAUGGGCGACUCAGUGAGCCAAUUUGCCGACCCUGCUGGAAUUUCGAAGGAGCGGACUGGGUUGGCGUGGAGCAGCUCAUCGAAGAAGCCCGCAGUCAGAAGCAGAACGAACAGCUCGCGGCCGGCGGAAAUCGCCUAACCUGCUAUAUGUGUGACGUGCAACGGUCUCCCUGGGCAACGCUACCUUCUGGAACGUUCAGCCAGGCGGUGUGCAGAAGCUGCUGCAACAGCGAGGGAGCGGACAGCGGUCGAAUUGAGAAACUGAUCGGUGAAAUCUGCCAACUGAAAGCGGCAAACAGAGCCUCUGUUGGAGGACAUGCACAACUGCAACAUGUUGCACUCAGCGAUGCAGUGGGUAGCCCACCGCCACUCAACAGCCGGAGAGUUGCCAAGGUGGGCAGUGAGGUCCGGGAGAGGCCAAGCUUGGAUGCUACCAGACACGCACAGUCCGGAUCAUGUGACAGUCUUAAAUUGAUCUCGCCGAACAACACGAGCAACGCGCAGAAGGAUGUUGGAACCGGUCAAUUUCAUCACGCCCAGCAUGUAUUCUAUCAUCCCAGCAACAGCAGUCCGGAUGACGGUAACCGGCAUAGCAACAGCAGCAGCAUGUCUCCAAGCACCACAAGACAAUCGCCAAGACACUCACCAAGACACUCGCCAAGACACUCACGCUCUUCAGCAGCUCACCACCCAGACCUAGAUAGAAGCAGGGAAUUGUUCGCCAAGGGCGUUGUUAGUCCAGGAGGCGAGCUGCCUUCUGUUGGCCAGUACACAAUUGACCAGCUGGCGUGUCUGCUCCCAAUUGAAAUCCGCCUGGCUGCUGAGUCGGUGGUUGGAAGCUGCAGCACUGGCGAGACGACGACGACGAACAGCAAUCAGAGCGCCUACAGUGCACUGAUCACGAGCUUCUUUGAACACGAACAGUACAGACCGUCGCCUGCAAUAUCUAUAGCAGCAGCAGCAGCAGCAGAAGUACCUCAGUCGGCUACUCUGGAUGCAAGUGUUGAGUUGGUGGGCUUUGAUGAAUCCAGCCGACAUCUGCGGCUGCACAGCCUGUCAGAAGCGGUGAGAAAGAUGAUGGAGUUUGAAGCAAACCGCGGGCCGGCGUGGAACAGCAGUGAUGGUGCACCUACACAUGAGGCAUCGUGUCAAGCCACUGCUGAUUCUGCUGCUGUUACGGCUGAUGCAGCCUUCGCCACUGCACCAAUAAGAGCACUGUCGGAAAGAAGGAAUGCCGGAGCAGAUAUCACCACUUUUGUAGAUGCUACACAUCAUCUGGAAUACUACCACACAGCAAACGGGGGAGGACGCUGGAUCAAACUGGAUGAGUUACUGCCCGCAGAGGUUGUAGAAUUCAAACAACCCAUGCCCAAUGUGCAGGCAUUAUCUGUGACUAAAACGACCAGACAUGACCUGCAGAGUGGCAGUGGCCGGCCGUGGAGCUUGCCGAUUACGCCUCAACACGACGAGGCUGCGUCAACAGAUAGUCAGCCGGGGCCUGGUGAGCACCGCUUGUGCCCACGUGCCUCCUGGUCACACGGAUACUCCUCCGGCGGUACUGCAGUAAUGACUAGCCCUGGUGACGGUGCGCAUAGCCGCAGCAACAGCGAGCUGGAAGCUGCCAGUCAAGCUGCCGUGCGUAUUACUAGUAUUCUGCCUCGGAGCAGCGACUCCCGUCGUCGCAACAGUGUAAGCAGCAUGGGCUUGGGCGGUGGCAGUCUCGCUCCGAAACACAGCGUACCUUCACAGCAGCUGCAGAGGAACGGCCAGAGCUGCAAUAGCAGUGCAUAUGGCAGCAGCAGCCAUGACGACGGGCAAGCAGAUAGCCAUUGGUCUGUGGGCAGUGCAAGGCAGGAGGCACAGCACCGUCACGCCACACCACUCCAGAGCAGCACCGACUUUGCCGCGGCAUUUGUUUGCUUUUCAUGCAAGAAACUGCAAGACGCGACUUCAAGCGCAGUUCACUGCCCUGUCCAGGAGCAGCACAUAUUCUGCUUGUUCUGCGCAGGGCUGCACAUCUUUCACAAUCCUAGAGAGAUAGACAUGCAUGCAACCGGUUGUCCCAGUGGACAACAAUGCUACUACGCCGUGGAGCAGCAGCCCUGGGUGUUCACUGACGCUGAGCGAAAGACAAUUCUUAAAGUCCUACUGGUGCUGUCCAACGCUCCACUGCACGGAAGUCCAGACAGGCUGUCAUACUCACUGCACCAACUUCCCAAGAGAAGUGAUCAUCCUCUGCAGCAUUGAAGGGGAACAGUAGGGUACAUGUAAUGUACACCACACUAUGCACACCAUGCCAUUCUAACCUGAUACUUUACUGUUGACAAGUAAGUUUGUUGAUCCAUGCGCCAAUCCUGUCUAGCUCAGUAUUGCCGCCACUUGACCGCCCCAGGUAUGCCCGUACUCUUCACAUACGGCACAUGUACACACAGGUACGACGUGUGAAUACUUCCUCGCCAUGAUGAGACGGCUAUUGGAUACUAGUAGUGUAAUAUGGUUGAAAAAUAAGUACAUGUAAUAUUGAUUGUGUGUGUGUGUGUGUGUGUGUGUGUGCAUGUGUGUGUGUGCAUGUGUGUGUGUGUGUGUAGUACCAAGUAUUACCCUCACUGGGGGCAGGGGUAACUGCAGUUGGAUCCCAGGACGGAUACCCUGAUGCUGUCAAUCCUUUUUCCGCACCUUGUCCUCACCCACUUACUGAGGUGUGGUGAGCCCGUAAGUGGGAUCAUUUGCAAGUCCACCCAUAAUUUGGGGAUUUUCAGGGGGUGUCGGCCGUUGGGCGGUUCAAUAGCCAAUUGAGUCCUCUUUCCAAGAUUCCUUUUGAGUUCCUCUCUCCCCUCUCCCGGGAGACCCAAGUGACCAAUUUUGGCAGUGAGCAAGUACAGUACAGUACAGUACAGUGUGUGUGUGUGUGUGUGUGUGUGUGUGUGUGUAUGUGUGUGCGCGUGUGCACGUGCGUGUGUGUGUGGGUGCUGUGUG
This is a messenger RNA of Sycon ciliatum, 3394 nucleotides long. RefSeq lists its product as uncharacterized. The record is from RefSeq and is a predicted model, not a curated record. The coding region runs from base 332 to 2665 and encodes 777 amino acids. NCBI's taxonomy places the organism in Eukaryota, Metazoa, Porifera, Calcarea, Leucosolenida, Sycettidae. The transcript has a single exon.